GCAGCGAAAAAUCAAACUUUUUAUACCAACGCCAGAAGAAGAAGGAGACUGAAGAAGAAAAGCAGCAGCAGAGGAAGUUGAAGGAGAUUAUAAGCAUAGCCGACGCGAUGCACCUGCUAAAUGCCUUCAUGGCGACUCGGAUGCUGACUCGAAACUUCGAAUCGGAGGUCGGCGAUAGCGGUAUAUCGUUUGGAUCGGUCUGGUGGUUCGUGUACGCUGGGAUAUCGUGCUUCCUUGUCAUCUUCGCCGGGAUCAUGUCCGGCCUUACCCUUGGCCUCAUGUCCCUCAGCCUCGUCGACCUCGAGAUCCUACGACGUAGUGGCACAUCCAUCGAGAAAAAGCAAGCAGCUGCUAUACUUCCAGUGGUGCAGAAGCAGCACCAGCUUCUCGUGACUUUGCUUUUAUGUAAUGCCGUUGCCAUGGAGGCCCUUCCUAUUUAUCUGGAUAAACUCUUCAAUCAGUACAUCGCAAUUAUCCUCUCUGUAACUUUUGUUCUGGCUUUUGGGGAGGUUAUUCCUCAGGCAAUAUGCACAAGAUAUGGACUUGCUGUAGGGGCCAACUUUGUAUGGCUUGUGAGAUUUUUAAUGAUAAUUUGCUAUCCAAUAGCUUAUCCUAUUGGAAAGGUUCUGGACUGCGUACUGGGACAUAAUGAAGCAUUAUUUAGACGGGCUCAGCUAAAAGCUCUUGUCUCCAUCCAUGGCAAAGAGGCUGGGAAGGGAGGUGAACUUACACAUGAUGAGACGACCAUUAUUAGUGGAGCAUUAGAUUUGACCGAAAAGACUGCUGAAGAGGCCAUGACACCAAUUGAAUCAACCUUUUCUUUAGAUGUCAACUCAAAGUUGGACUGGGAAGCAAUGGGAAAAAUUCUUGCACGGGGUCACAGUCGAGUUCCUGUCUACUCUGGGAAUCCCAAGAAUAUAAUUGGACUUCUUCUGGUAAAAAGUCUACUCACUGUACGACCUGAAACCGAGACUCCUGUCAGUGCUGUUUCCAUCCGCAGAAUUCCACGGGUUCCUGCAGAUAUGCCUUUGUAUGAUAUAUUGAAUGAGUUUCAAAAAGGUAGCAGUCAUAUGGCAGCUGUGGUGAAGGCUAAGGGGAAAGGCAAAACUCUUCCUCCAACUCUUGAUGGAGAAAAGUCUGAAGAGAACAAAGGCACUGCUGAGAACUCUCAAUUGACUACUCCUUUGCUAUCAAAACAGGACAAAAACUCAGAUACUGUUGUUGUUGUUGACAUUGACAUGCCUCCAAGGCCUAUUAAUAUGAUUAGGUCACCUUCUUUACAACGUAAUGAUGCAGCACGAAAUGGUUUGUCUCAUAUGUCGGAGGAUAUUGAAGAUGGUGAAGUUAUUGGUAUCAUCACUCUGGAAGAUGUAUUUGAAGAACUACUGCAGGAAGAGAUUGUGGAUGAGACAGAUGAAUAUGUUGAUGUGCACAAUAGAAUCCGUGUGGCUGCAGCUGCUGCUGCUGCUUCAUCAAUGGCACGAGCUCCAUCAAUUCGGAGGCUAACGGGGCAUAAGGGAGCAGUAAGAGAACAUUAUUUAUUAACCUGUUUUGGUCUGUUUUCUAUUAUGUGCUUGAGUGCUUCUUACCUAUCAGCUAAAGUAAGCUUUGCCCAGUGUGAAGAAGACAAGAUAAGCUAAGAUCAUUGUAGUGCCGAGAAUAAGGUUUCUAUAAGAUAGUAAUUGCAGAAAUUAUGGGGAAAUAGAAGAAACUCCCACAACACUUGAUGUGGUAGACUGGUGGCUUGAAUUGACAAACUAAUUAAGUGGGUCCCUGAUCUUGUGGUGGUGUUUUUAGGAGAUAGAACCACGAGCUAUUGGCACUCUAUGGUGGAAUUGUUUUUCGUUUUUAAUUUUUUAACCCAACUUUUUUUGAAUUGUAAUUCUCACCUGAUCAAAUAUAAUAAAUAAUUUAUGGAUUGCAUAACUUGAAAACGGGGAAUGAACUGAGUUUCUCUUUACGUUCGUGAAAGAGUUGGUUUGAUGCGAGUAGUGCGUAACUUCUGAAAAAUAUUUAUAACAGAACUUUACUUUCAAAUAAUGGGAUAAAUAUAUAAGAUUGGCUUUGAACUCUUUGCAUGUGGUAUUUGUUUUAGUUGAUAGGUCAAGUUUUUAUAUAUUUACUUCUGCAAUUUACUGCAUACAAAACACGAUUAUUUUCCUCGUGUACAUGCAGUCCUAGUAAUUGACGCAAAUUUUACUCUCUUUUCUU
This is a messenger RNA of Carya illinoinensis, 2211 nucleotides long. Its product is annotated as DUF21 domain-containing protein At4g14240-like. The record is from RefSeq and is a predicted model, not a curated record. Bases 108 to 1640 code for a protein of 510 amino acids. Gene Ontology annotation, biological process: magnesium ion homeostasis. Gene Ontology annotation, cellular component: intracellular membrane-bounded organelle. The transcript has 13 exons. NCBI's taxonomy places the organism in Eukaryota, Viridiplantae, Streptophyta, Magnoliopsida, Fagales, Juglandaceae.